AGACACAGCCCCUGCCGCCCCACCCCAGCCAGGGUGGUGCUUGUGUGGGAAGGACUUUAAGUUCAGCCGCCAGACCCCUGAUCGGGAGAGGCAGAGAGAGCUGGCCACCAUGCACAGCUCCCACGGCCUCUGGGUGAUGCUGCCACCACUGCUGCAGCUGCUGACUGCCACAGGGCCCACCACAGCCCUCACAGAGGACCAGAAACAGAACAUGGUGAAGCUUCACAACUCCUACCGUGCCCAGGUGUCCCCUCCUGCCUCAGACAUGCUGCAGUUGAGGUGGGACGACGAGCUGGCCGCCUUCGCCAAGGCCUACGCGCAGAAGUGCGUGUGGGGACACAACAAGGAACGCGGGCGGCGCGGAGAGAACUUGUUUGCCAUCACGGACGAGGGCAUGGACGUGCCCCUGGCCGUGGAGAACUGGCACGAGGAACGUGAGCACUACAACCUCAGCACCGCCACCUGCGAUCCUGGCCAGAUGUGCGGCCACUACACUCAGGUAGUCUGGAGCAAGACUGAGAGAAUUGGCUGCGGUUCCCACUUCUGUGAGACGCUCCAGGGAGUGGAGGAAGCCAACAUUCACUUGCUGGUGUGCAACUAUGAGCCUCCGGGCAACGUGAAGGGGCGCAGGCCCUACCAGGAGGGGACUCCUUGCUCCCAGUGCCCACUUGGCUACAGCUGCGAGAACUCUCUCUGCGAGCCCAUGAAAAACCCGGAAGAGGCGCAGGAUUCGCCUCCACUGGUGACCAAGGUCCCUUCCACCCGGGGAACUGACGCGCCAAGCUCCAGGGAAACCAGUACUCAGUCCCUAGCAACCUCCGAGACUACACAUUUCUCCUUGGUAACAAAGGUCUCGGACUCCCUGGCAACCGAGUCCUCACCAGCGGUAGAAACAAAGGCCCCAUCUUCCCUAGCAACGGAAGGCCCCUCCAUGGCAACAAAGUCUCAGUCUUUUCUAAUUGAGGUCCCCUCCGUUUCCUCAAUGCACACCCAGCCCUCACUGGAUGAAGGGCCACUUAACUUCCUCUCAUCAACACAUAUCCUGGUCCCUGAGUCUACGAACAAAGAAGCCAGCAAGUCAAGCACAACAUCCAUGAGCCCAGAGAAAUCUCUGUAUUCCAAGAUGUCCCUAACAGAGACAGGAGAGUCCGUACUCCUGGCACAGGAGGAGGCUGAAAUGGAGGCCGAGUUGCUUGAGGCAGAGGCCGAGUUGCCUGUUUCCAGUGAGGCACUGGUCCCAGUUCCUCCAGCCCAGGACCGCGGUGGGCUGCAGGCCUCACUGGACCACUCAGGCCACCCCGCCUCCACGUCCCUGCCCAACUUGCCAAGUGCCUUGGCUAAUGCCACAGGUGGGCGCACCUUGGCCCUACAGUCAUCCUGGACAGGGGCAGAGGACCCUGAAAAGGCUGGCUUGGAUUUGAAGAAUUCUGGUCAUGUCUGGAGCCCCUUGUUGGGAUUGCUGUUGCCUCCCCUGCUGACAGCUGGCCUAUUCUGA
Messenger RNA from Acomys russatus (golden spiny mouse), 1495 nucleotides. It is a transcript of the gene Pi16, whose product is annotated as peptidase inhibitor 16. Gene Ontology annotation, cellular component: extracellular region. Bases 110 to 1495 code for a protein of 461 amino acids. The transcript has 6 exons. The record is from RefSeq and is a predicted model, not a curated record. Lineage: Eukaryota; Metazoa; Chordata; Mammalia; Rodentia; Muridae.